Molecule: messenger RNA, 1744 nt
Organism: Budorcas taxicolor (takin)
Lineage: Eukaryota; Metazoa; Chordata; Mammalia; Artiodactyla; Bovidae
Gene: SLC2A10
Product: solute carrier family 2 member 10
Exons: 4
Coding region: 1-1713 (570 amino acids)
Biological process (GO): transmembrane transport
Cellular component (GO): membrane
Molecular function (GO): transmembrane transporter activity
Source: RefSeq, a predicted model, not a curated record
AUGGAGAGAUGGAGGGCUGGACAGAUGGAUAGGGACAGACAGAUGGAUGGUUGGAUGCUCUGGCAUGGAAACAUUCUGCACCCACCCUGUCACUUUUGUUUUUCAGGCCGACCUUCACUCCUCCUGCCCCUGUGUGCCUCGGUGUCCUUGCUGGGUGGCCUGACCUUUGGCUAUGAACUGGCAGUGAUAUCGGGGGCCCUGCUGCCGCUGCAGCUUGAUUUCGGGCUGAGCUGCUCACAGCAGGAGCUCCUGGUGGGCAGCCUGCUCCUGGGGGCUCUCCUGGCCUCCCUGGUGGGGGGCUGCCUCAUCGACCACUAUGGCCGGAAGCAAGCCAUCCUCGGGAGCAACUUGGUGCUGUUGUCAGGCAGCCUGAGCCUGGGCCUGGCAGGCUCCCUGGCCUGGCUUCUCCUAGGCCGCUCGGUGGCUGGCUUUGCCAUCUCCCUCUCCUCCAUGGCCUGCUGCAUCCACGUGUCCGAGCUGGCAGGCCCACGGCAGCGGGGAGUGUUGGUGGCCCUUUACGAGGCAGGCAUCACCGUGGGCGUCCUGCUCUCCUACGCACUCAACUACGCGCUGGCCGGUGCCCCCGGGGGAUGGAGGCACAUGUUUGGCUGGGCCGCUGCGCCCGCUCUCCUGCAGUCUCUCAGCCUCCUCUUCCUCCCCGCUGGUACAGUCGGGGCUGCAGGCCACAAGGACCUCAUCCCGCUGCAGGGAGGCGAGGCCACGAAGCUGGACCUGGGGAGGCCGAGAUACACCUUUGUGGACCUCUUCAGGGCCCGGGAUAACAUGCGGGGCCGGACCGUCGUGGGGCUGGGGCUGGUGCUUUUCCAGCAGCUGACCGGGCAGCCCAACGUGCUCACCUAUGCCUCUACCAUCUUCCGGUCGGUCGGCUUCCGGGGAGGCUCCUCCGCUGUGCUGGCCUCCGUGGGGCUCGGGGCGGUGAAGGUGGCGGCCACCCUGACGGCCAUGGGGCUGGUGGAGCGAGCCGGCCGCAGGGCGCUGCUGCUCGCCGGCUGUGCCCUCAUGGCCCUGUCGGUCAGCGGCCUCGGCCUCGUCAGCUUUGCUGUGCCCCUGCACUCAGGCCCAGCUUGCCUGGCCAUGCCCAACACCACCAGGCUGUCGGGGCUCCCUGGAGACUCCAGCCUGCCCAGGGGCUUGGCUCCACCGCUGCUGCCCACGACGGACCAGAGCCCCAGGCAGCCAGUCUUGUCAACCUCUGAGAAGACCAGGCCUCCUCCUGGAGCCGAGGACCCUACAGUGCUAAGCCUCACUCCCCCUGCAGGCCUUUCUCCCGCCCCCGAGCACGCCCUGCUGCAUUGGACCGCGCUGGUCUGCAUGAUGGUCUUUGUGAGCGCCUUCUCCAUUGGCUUUGGACCCGUGACCUGGCUUGUCCUCAGCGAGAUUUACCCCGUGGAGAUCCGAGGGAGGGCCUUUGCCUUCUGCAACAGCUUCAACUGGGCCGCCAACCUCUUCAUCAGCCUCUCAUUCCUCGACCUCAUCGGUGCCAUUGGCUUGUCCUGGACCUUCCUGCUCUAUGGGCUGACUGCUGUCUUCGGCCUGGGCUUCAUCUAUUUAUUUGUCCCAGAAACAAAAGGCCAGUCAUUGGCAGACAUAGACCAGCAAUUCCAGAAGAAAUGGUUCCCCCUGAGCUUUGGCCACAGGCAGAGCUCGGCUGGCAUCCAGUACAGUCGUAUCGAGGUCUCUGCAGCCUCCUGAGGGGGUCCAUCUGGAAGGUGCUGGAACCAUG